This is a messenger RNA of Etheostoma cragini (Arkansas darter), 1262 nucleotides long. RefSeq names its product LARGE xylosyl- and glucuronyltransferase 2. Gene Ontology annotation, molecular function: glucuronosyltransferase activity; xylosyltransferase activity. The record is from RefSeq and is a predicted model, not a curated record. Bases 8 to 847 code for a protein of 279 amino acids. NCBI's taxonomy places the organism in Eukaryota, Metazoa, Chordata, Actinopteri, Perciformes, Percidae. The transcript has 5 exons. Gene Ontology annotation, biological process: protein O-linked glycosylation via mannose.
UGUCCCCAUGUUGUCUUCCAUGGACAGGCUGCAGAUGCUGGAGGCCAUCUGCAAACACUGGGAGGGCCCCAUCAGCCUGGCGCUCUACAUGUCCGACGCCGAGGCCCAGCAGUUCCUCCGCUACGCCCAGGCCUCCGAGGUCCUCAAGAACCGCAAGAACGUGGGCUACCACGUCGUCUACAAGGAGGGCCAGUUCUACCCCGUCAACCUGGUCCGCAACGUGGCGCUGAAGAACGCCAACACGCCGUACGUCUUCCUGACCGACGUGGACUUCCUGCCGAUGUACGGCCUCUACGAAUACCUCAGGAGGUCCGUGGUGCAGCUGGACAUGGUCCACACUAAGAAGGCUCUGGUGGUUCCGGCGUUCGAGACCCUUCGGUACCGUCUGUCCUUCCCCAAAUCCAAAGCCGAGCUGCUCUCCAUGCUGGACAUGGGGACUCUUUACACCUUCAGGUAUCAUGUGUGGCCCAAAGGUCACGCUCCGACCAACUACGCCAAAUGGCGGACAGCCACCACGCCGUAUCGGGUGGAGUGGGAGCCGGACUUUGAGCCGUACGUCGUGGUGAGGCGAGACUGUCCCGAGUACGACCAACGCUUCGUCGGCUUCGGCUGGAACAAGGUGUCUCACAUCCUGGAGCUGGACGCACAGGAGUACGACAUGAUGGUCCUCCCCAACGCCUUCAUGAUCCACAUGCCCCACGCUCCGAGCUUCGACAUCUCCAAGUUCCGCUCUAGCUCCAGCUACCGCAACUGUCUGAACACGCUGAAGGACGAGUUCCACCAGGACCUGUCCAGGAAGUACGGCUCGGCUGCUCUCAAGUACCUCACGGCUCAGAGGACCAUCUAAAAGAGCAGAACCACGGGGAGCCGGCGAGUCCCUCGGGCCUCUGGACGAGGUCCCAGAGUUCGGACAGACUCGUGCUGCCGCUGCACUGCGCCGCCGGGCAGAGAACAAUAACGGUAAAGCUUUACAGCCCUUUGGAACGUUCUCGGGCUCCUGUGCAUUGAAGGGUAGCUCCGUUUCCUUCCUGUCUGGACCAUAUUUUCUGAAGGUUUUGGGUCUAAGUGGUUGGUGUGGACAACAUUCUUUGAAGUUGGUCCAGCGUUGAACGAGAACGCUGUGAUCAGCAGCCGUGGACCGGGCUGAAAUGCAACACCAAAGGACUUUUUGAAGAGUAAAAUCCUCUUUGUUUAACCAGAAACGGCGCCAAGGUUUGCCAAUCCCACCAGACUCCAUGUAAAUAAUCACUACUUUUAGCGUG